UAGUUAUAUAAAUCAUAUACUAUGAUAUAAUACAAUAGAAAGUGUAAAAGUAGGAAAUAAUGUUUAUUGAUAAUGAUAGCUAAUAAUAAUAUAAUUUUAAUGUUUGUUCGUAUUUUUCUACCGGAAAACGCCGGGCUUACCUGCUAGUUUUUUUUUGCUAUUUAUUUAAUGAACAGAGGGCUAAGAAUUAUUUAAAGAAAAAUAUUCUGUGUAUGCUUACAAUGGAAGCAUUCGCAAACAAGACAGGUCGUUCUGCUUUAUUUAACUUCAGUUUCAACCAAGUGUCGAUGGUUCUAGAGGAAUAUAUGCAGAGGAAUAGAAUAUUUGAAAGGAAUACGGAAAUAAUCAUAAUAGUGUGUUAUGCAUUUUUAAUGGUAUCUGGAAUUUUUAGCAAUUUAUUAGUGACCGUUGCCAUCUUUCGUAAUAAAAUAAGAACAAAUCGUAAUCUGCUCGUAGUAAAUCUAAAUUUUACCGACAUCACAUUGUGUAUAUUUUGCAUGCCGUUCACUGCACUGGUUUUAGUAAAACGCCAUUGGCCUCUAGAUGAAAGCCUUUGCAAAAUUGUACCUUUCCUUCAAGGUUCUACGGUCUUUGUGUCAGCAGCUACAGUAUCAGCUAUUGCUAUCGAUAGAUAUAACGUUGUUACAUCUCGCGUACCGCAGAAAAGAGAAGACAGAGAAAAAAGAAUAGCAUAUUUUAUUUUUGUAAUAUGGAUAAUAUCGAUAAUUCUUUCCAGUCCGGUAUGUUUUUCUCAAACUGUCAGUACUGUUGGUCUACCUGGUAUUGCUAUAUACAAACGCUGUGUGGAGCACUGGCCUUCCAAUUUUACAAAAAGCACCUAUACUAUAAUAAUUGUUCUGGCUCAGUUCAUUAUUCCCGCAACAGUAUUAGUGAUUACACACUUCAGAAUUAAAUCUCACUUAAAUCUUACCCUUUUUCAGCAAACUUUUGCUGGAUUUCGUAAAGAUUAUGAGAAAAUUCGUAAAGAAUUAGGAAGAAAUAAAAGAGCAACAAUGGUCUUAAUGAAUAUUACUGUCGUUUUUGCUGCUAGUUGGUUACCUUGGAAUGUUGUUAAUUUAGUUGCAGACUUUCAUCCAACUAGUAUGUCAGCUUACAACCUUUAUCUUUCUUUUGCUAUAUGUCAUAUAAUUGCUAUGACAUCUGCUACGUCGAAUCCUAUUUUAUACGGUUGGCUUAAUACUAAUAUAAGAAGAGAACUUUUAAGGUUUGGACAUUCCGUAGGAACAGUAUUAUCUUCUCUAAAGAGCACGAAUAGUGAUAAUCUUCCUACGAAUACUUAUAAUAUCAAAUCACCUUUUUCAAUUGAAGAAUUAAAAACGAAUAAAAUUCCAUGUAUCGAGUCUGUUAUUUAAAUUUGUGUAAAUUAUUGAU
Centruroides sculpturatus (bark scorpion) is the source of this 1392-nucleotide messenger RNA. RefSeq names its product neuropeptide Y receptor type 5-like. Gene Ontology annotation, biological process: G protein-coupled receptor signaling pathway. The record is from RefSeq and is a predicted model, not a curated record. Lineage: Eukaryota; Metazoa; Arthropoda; Arachnida; Scorpiones; Buthidae. The transcript is spliced from 2 exons. Bases 213 to 1373 code for a protein of 386 amino acids. Gene Ontology annotation, cellular component: membrane. Gene Ontology annotation, molecular function: neuropeptide Y receptor activity.